CCGCUUUUUUUUUUCAAUAUGCAUAGAAGUCAGCCACCAACACCACAAGCAACUGCGGAUACUGGGUUUCUUCAGGAUCCCCCACAACUUAUAAAUCAAUAUGACGACGACCUUGUUUUAAAGAACAUACUCAAGCGCCUUCUUCCGGAGGACGUUUUGCGAACUAUUGAGCCUGAUCUUCACCAGUUUGGAGAACGCGUCAUCAAUGAUAUUGCUGCCAUGGGUGACAACGUUGAGGACCCCAACAAUCACCCUCGUCUUAAGCAAUACGAUGCGUGGUGUCGGAGAGUCGAUGAAAUUACGGUCGCCCAGGGUUGGAAGGAUCUGAACGAUGUUGCAGCCGAAGAAGGAUUGAUCGCCAUUGCGUAUGAGCGCAAAUUCCAGGAAUAUUCUCGCAUUUACCAAUUUGCUAAGCAAUACUUGUACAUGCCAUCCUCUGCGAUGUACUCUUGUCCUUUAUCUAUGACAGAUGGCGCUGCUCGUGUUUUAGAACUCAUCGGCACAGACGAAAUGAAGAAGAAAUAUUUCACGCGUUUGACGAGUCGGGAUCCAAAGAAGUUUUGGACGAGCGGUCAAUGGAUGACUGAACGGCCCGGAGGAAGUGAUGUUGGUCGAACGGAGACCCAGGCAGAAUCCAUCGACCCUCAGAACAAUAAAUGGAGUGUUAGCGGCUUUAAAUGGUUCUCUAGCGCUACCACAGCUGACAUGACCAUGCUUUUGGCGAGAACGAUUGAUCCGCAGACAAACACAGUCGUGCAGGGAAGUAAGGGCUUGUCACUUUACUUGGCUGAAAUGAGGCGUACCGAUGGGUCUUUAAAUGGUGUUCAAGUGCACCGGCUGAAGAACAAAUAUGGCACCAAAGGUUUGCCGACAGCGGAACUGCAGCUGAGCGGCAUGGAAGCGUACAUGCUGGGAAGGCCCGGCCGUGGUGUCCCUAAUAUUGCAUCGAUCUUGAACAUUACCAGAAUCUAUGCUGCAUUAGGUGUAGUCACGGGCCUGCGUCGAUCACUUGCUAUAGCAAAAUCCUUUGCUUCACGUCGCCAGGCUUUCGGCAAGCAAUUAGACAAGCUACCUCUUCAUGUUGCUACACUUGCCGAACUCGAAAUAAUCUUACGAGCCACCAGUCAGAUAUCAUUCUACGCUGUUGCCUUGUUGGGUCGCACAGAAUGCUUACCUGACAAUGACGAGCGAAAGGAGGAUUUCCAGAUGCUGCGAUUUGUAACACCGGUUGCCAAGGCUUACGUGUGCAAAAUCGGACUAAAUGCCUGUAGUGAAGCCAUGGAAGCACUCGGUGGGCAGGGCUACAUGGAAGAAAUAGGUGUUGCACGACUGUUGAGAGAUGCGCAAGUGAACACGAUCUGGGAAGGAACAACAAACGUACUCGCCAUGGAUGUUUUACGAGUGCUUCGUGAAACAAAGGGUCAAGCGUUGCAACACUUUAAAAAGGUGCUUUCGCAAAAAGUGGCCGAUGCCCUCAACAUUUCGCAGGAUCGACUGAAAGGUGCCGCAGCCAAAAUCCAACAAGCUUUCACCAUCAUCGAUCGAUUCAUCCAAAAUGCGAAAUCACAACUUCCCAUGGAAGUUGGUGCACGCCAAUUGACAUUUGCAUUGGGACGUGUAUUGGCUGCCGUUCUGCUGUUGGAACAAGCAGCUUGGGCUAUUCAAACCGGCAAUUCUAAUUGCGAGAGCGAUCUUAUAGCUGUGAAUCGCUGGUGUAACGAUCCAGCUUUCCUGAAAGAUAUUAUUACGGCUACCGAUAUCAGUGUUAAAGAAGAUGCGGUCAUUGUUUUUGGCAGCCAUUCCAAAUUGUAAUUGUGAAGAUUUGAAAUUGUUGUCAAUAUACAUAAAAGAAGUUGAAAUGACGAGGAGACU
This is a messenger RNA of Radiomyces spectabilis, 1872 nucleotides long. RefSeq lists its product as uncharacterized. The transcript has 14 exons. The record is from RefSeq and is a predicted model, not a curated record. Gene Ontology annotation, molecular function: acyl-CoA dehydrogenase activity. Lineage: Eukaryota; Fungi; Mucoromycota; Mucoromycetes; Mucorales; Radiomycetaceae. The coding region runs from base 19 to 1812 and encodes 597 amino acids.